AUGCACGUUCCAAUGGAAAAGACGGUGUACAACGCUUUGCCGAUGCUGCCUGGAUUCAGCUUUCCGGAGCUCCACCCCCCAGCGACGCACUUCCGCCGUCACUACUGCAGCAUCCAUGGUGGGACUCGAAGCGUUCUCGAUGCCCACACGACCCGACGGAGGGGCGACGAUGACGGACAGAGUGGGGAGUGCGGCGGUCUAAGCCGCGCUGAGAUCUUCGCAAAGUUCCCGGAAUGGAAGUCGCUGGACGACAAGGUCCUUCGCUUCUUUGCAUACUACGUGGAACGUGUGGAUGAGAGCAUGGUGGAACGUAUGCGUGUCAGGAAGGUUAAGAUUCACUUUUACCUCCGUGAUGGAACUCUCGUCGUGGUGGAGACCCCUGCCGUUGGUAACAGCGGUCUCCCCGCUGGCACGAUUGUAUCUCGCUGCAAAAUUGACGGUGUGGACUUCUUCGCUCUUUACGUCGGCUCCUCCAUUCGCGUAAGAGGGCUGGAGUACAUGAUUGUGGACUGUGACGCCUUCACACGUGACUUUUGCGCGGCGAUGGGGAUGACUCAGCCUGAACCUCUCGGCUACCCAGAAGAUGCCUUCGAGAAAAGCGUUAAGGUUGAGAAGGCCCCUAUGGAUGAGCAUCAUAUUGCCAUGCGGCGCACAAUGGAAACUAUUGCAGCAGGUGUCACUGGCGUCAAGGCUACGCUUCUUUCGCCAGAAGAACGCAACAAGGCCCGCAACUUCUUUGAACACGAUCGGGAGGUGCUGCGUUUCCUUGCAGUCUGGGAUAAGCGUCUUUUUAGAUUACAGUACUACAUCGCUGAUAAAACAAUUUCGGUUAUGCUCGAACACGCAAGGAAUGAUGGGCGUGAUCCUAACCCUGUCUUCAUUCGGCGGACCCCUAUCCCCAAAGAUCCAAAGGUAGCACUACGAGAUAUCGAAACACUUAACGCUCCACUUGGGCCUCCCGUUGCAUACGUCACCGACGAAGACUUACGGACGGGACAAACUGUCAAUUUAUUCACAAGAGACUUCUACAUUUUUGACUGCGAUCCCUACACUCGAGACUACUACGAGGCGAGGGGUAUAAAACAGCCUGCGUUCCCAAAACCCUCCACGGAAGCGGACGCACUUGUCCCCAAGACAGAAGCACCGCCGCCAACGACGACGCAGCUGCCCAGCAUAAAGAGUGUCCAGGGUGCUUCAACCAUGGUGUUUGAAGACACGGUUGCUCAUAAGGAUCGCCUCAAGCUUACUCGAUUUAUGAAUGAUGUGUUCCGUUUUUCUGCUCGACGCGUGAAUCCAUCUCCGGAGGACGAAGGUAGAAGGUUUCUCUUUUGCUAUUACCUUGCUGACGACACGGUGUCGCUGUUCGAACUUGUUGUGGCCAAUAGCGGGCACGUUGGUGGGAAGUGUUUUGCCCGUUCUGUUGUUCCCGAGAUAAAUGAACCUGGCAAACUGUACGUGGGAGCCAAAGUGAAACUGGCUGGGGCGACGUAUGAGCUCAUCGAAAUGGACGAGAGAACCAAGCGAUACAUCGCGAUGGGAAUGCCUAUCAUGGAGGAGAGCUACUUCCAGACCCAGGAUCUUAUUGAGCGUGUGCGACACGUCAUUCUUCAACGUUUCUUAGGUGCAACUGAUGUCUUCCGCAGGUUUAAAUCCACUACAGAGGGAUUGAAUCGAGAAGAUCUGAAACGACUCUUUGCGGAGUGUGGCACGCGUGUGGACGCCGCCGAACUGGACCGCGUUAUGGAACGACUGGAUCAGGACAAAGACGGCAUUGUCAGUUUGUCAGAGCUUGUCGAGAACCUUCUGCUGCAGCAGUUUGUUUCAGACUUUGUUGCAAAGAAUGAGAGGCGGGAUGGCAUCGAAGAGGGACCUCUUCGCCCGUUUCGAAGCCUUGAGGCGAACAAGACUGCGGCGCGGGAGGCGGAUGAGGCGCUGCGAAGACUAAUCUCGCGAAGCGAGGCCCGUCGGCUCCUCCUCAUUCGGGCCUUUAGAACGACCUCAAAUAACACCUACGACGGCCACCUCGGCGUUGAGGAUUUCAGACGGGCACUGCGAGAGCGGCUAAAUCUAUCCUUGACCGACGACGAGGUAGAUGCCCUCACCUACAAGUUUUUUUACACUCCGGGGUCAGGGAACUGGACAGCAAGGCGUUUGCCUGUUAAAGAGAUUCAGCGAAUUAUCAUGUGUUAG
Molecule: messenger RNA, 2190 nt
Organism: Trypanosoma rangeli
Lineage: Eukaryota; Euglenozoa; Kinetoplastea; Trypanosomatida; Trypanosomatidae
Product: rib72 protein-like protein
Exons: 1
Coding region: 1-2190 (729 amino acids)
Biological process (GO): cilium-dependent cell motility; mitotic cytokinesis; mitotic spindle organization
Cellular component (GO): mitotic spindle; axoneme
Molecular function (GO): alpha-tubulin binding; calcium ion binding
Source: RefSeq, a predicted model, not a curated record